CUUUUAAUUUCAAAAGACGUUCUUUUUCUUCUUCUUCCUCCAAAUUUAACGACCAUGUCGUUAACCCUUCUUCUUCUUCCUCCUCCAAGCUUUCUCCAAUUCGAACCCAUUUCUCUUUCGCUGGGUGUGGCUGCUCCUGGAUUCAGGACAAUUCAAUGGUUCAUGAUUAUGCUACAACUAAUGGGACGUCCAAGCGAUGCUUGGCGUUACCAACAACAAAAACAGUGGAUGUCUCUUCAGUGUCAGAUCUUUUUGAAUUCAUUUGCUCGGGUCCUCUCGUAGACAAGAUUGGUAUCACUCCUCAAAGAGUUGGCCAGUCUAUUGACAAAUGGUUACUAUACGGCUCACAACUCUGUAGACUGUUUCAGCUUAAUGAGCUUAAGCUCACGAUUCCUCAGAAAGCUAGGCUAUACCACUACUAUAUACCCGUAUUUAUAUGGUGCGAAGAUCAGAUUGCUCUGCACAAUUCCAAGUUUAAAGAUGGAGAUGAUGUACCUCCAUUAGUGAUUGGAUUUAGCGCUCCUCAAGGAUGUGGCAAGACUACACUUGUGUUUGCACUUGACUAUCUUUUCAAAACAACAAAAAAGAAGUCGGCGACGAUAUCAAUAGACGAUUUUUACUUGACUGCACAAGGUCAGGCUGAAUUGAGAGAAAAGAAUCCAGGAAAUGCACUUCUAGAGUAUCGUGGAAAUUCAGGAAGCCAUGAUCUGCAACUCUCUGUUGAGACACUAGAAGCCUUGACUAAACUGACCAAAGAAGGUAUAAAGAUGAAGGUACCUAGGUACGACAAGUCUGCCUAUAGUGGGAGAGGUGACAGAGCCGAUUCAUCAACAUGGCCUGAAGUUGAAGGACCUCUAACGGUUAUUCUCUUUGAGGGAUGGAUGCUUGGUUUUAAGCCUCUUCCAGCUGACGUUGUUAAAGCAGUUGAUCCGCAGCUGGAGAUUGUGAAUAAGAACCUGGAAGCCUAUUAUGACGCAUGGGACAAGUACAUCGAUGCUUGGGUCGUCAUCAAAAUCCAGGACCCGAGUUAUGUAUACCGGUGGCGUCUUCAGGCGGAAAUCGCCAUGAGGCAGGCUGGUAAAGCUGGGAUGUCGGAUGAGGAGGUGAAUGACUUUGUGUCGCGGUAUUUGCCGGCCUAUAAGGCCUAUCUUCCAACUCUUUACGCGGAAGGACCAAGCGGCUCGGACCCAGACCGUGUCCUUGCGAUAGAUAUCGAUGAAGAAAGGAACCCCAUACUCGCAAACUAAUGAGAUGCUGUCUCCAUUGGCUUCAUAGUAUUUCUCGUUGUAUGUAAAAGAGAGUACCAUUACGUCACACGUUCUUCUUCCUUGUAUCUUUUGACGUGCUAUUUGUUACACUA
Arabidopsis arenosa is the source of this 1360-nucleotide messenger RNA. The record is from the annotation of a GenBank genome assembly. Lineage: Eukaryota; Viridiplantae; Streptophyta; Magnoliopsida; Brassicales; Brassicaceae.